Messenger RNA from Chelmon rostratus (copperband butterflyfish), 1201 nucleotides. It is a transcript of the gene dok6, whose product is annotated as docking protein 6. The coding region runs from base 59 to 1090 and encodes 343 amino acids. Gene Ontology annotation, cellular component: cytoplasm. Gene Ontology annotation, biological process: positive regulation of MAPK cascade; cell surface receptor protein tyrosine kinase signaling pathway. The transcript is spliced from 9 exons. The record is from RefSeq and is a predicted model, not a curated record. Lineage: Eukaryota; Metazoa; Chordata; Actinopteri; Chaetodontiformes; Chaetodontidae.
AGAGGCGACUUUGCUGAAUUUUUCACCUCGGGCAGGAAGCUACCCGCUCCCCCUCACCAUGGCUUCCAACUUCAACGACAUAGUCAAACAGGGAUACGUGAGGAUACGGAGCAAGAAACUGGGGAUCUUCCGGAGGUGUUGGCUGGUGUUCAAGAAGGCCUCCAGUAAAGGACCCCGGCGGUUAGAGAAGUACCCAGACGAGAAGGCAGCGUACUUCAGGAGCUUCCACAAGAUCACCGAGCUCCAGAACAUCAAGAACAUCACCCGGAUGCCGCGGGAGACGAAAAAGCACGCCGUGGCCAUCAUCUUCUGCGACGACACGUCCAAGACGUUCUCCUGUGAGUCGGAGCUGGAUGCAGAGGAAUGGUGUAAGCUGCUGUGCGUGGAGUGCCUGGGCAGCCGCCUCAACGACAUCAGCCUGGGAGAGCCAGACCUGUUAGCAGCGGGGGUACAGCGGGAGCAGAACGAACGUUUCAACGUGUACCUAAUGCCCACCCCUAACCUGGACAUCUACGGGGAGUGCACCAUGCAGAUCACCCACGAAAACAUCUACCUGUGGGACAUUCACAACGCCCGCCUCAAACUCGUCAUGUGGCCUCUCAGCUCACUGCGCCGAUACGGACGAGACUCCACCUGGUUCACUUUUGAGUCUGGGAGGAUGUGUGACACAGGAGAGGGUUUGUUCACGUUCCAGACGCGGGAGGGGGAGAUGAUCUACCAGCGGGUCCACUCGGCCACUCUGGCCAUUGCCCAGCAGCACGAGAGGAUGAUGGAGGAGAUGGAGAAGAGCUCCCAGAUCCACUCCAGAGAGACGCUAACCAAGUCCAUCUCCCUGCCACGCAGCGCCUACUGGCAGCACAUCACGCGUCAGAACAGCGUGGGAGAUCUCUACAGUUACCAAGGGAGUGGUGGAAGGGAAAGGCUAGUGGACAGAGGAAGCGGCCUGACAAUGACUUUCAUCCCUCGAGCACAGACGUUCCCCAGCUUUCUGUCUGAUGAGCCAGAACAGGAGGAGAGCCAGCACCAGGAAGAGGCACCAUCGCCCUCUAGUGGCUGUGAAUCCAGUUGCAGCCUGAGACCCCUUCAAUGACACAGAAUUGCUCCACCAAACUGGACACUUUACCCACUGCUGUAGAAAGGAUGUAGAAAUAUGUAUAGCGACAUGUGUAAUAUAUCAUUUCCUGGUGAGCGAUAGUGUCAA